UCAUGUUCCAAGUACAAACACAAAAAUGCAGUCUGUCUCUCACAUAAAUGCCAAUUCUAUACUCUUUCAUUUUUAAGUAUUUCCCUAAAAACAGAAAACUCCUUUGUCGGUUCACUUCAUGCUUGGCACCUCGUACUUACUGCUUCUACGAUCAAAAAGCCCAUACAUAGUAGUAUCAUUCCCACAUCCUUUGUGAAAAAUAAAACGUACCUAAACAAAGCAAAUUAACGAAUAGAACGGAAUUGCUAGAAGCUUUACGAUAAGUUGUGCUGAUAUUUCUUUCCACAAGAGGUUUGGAUUUUGAAAAAGCACCAGCACUAAGAGCGAGUUAUACUCGUAAUAACAAAAUUAAAAAUUCCUUCUGGAAUUGUUAGAGAAACUUACUCACUGCCUCUUCUAUUUCCGCUUGAUUGAAAAAGGUAAUAGAUUCCUUCUAUAUGUGUGUGUGAACGAUUAUGAUUGUAUGAGUCUUUUUAUGAAACGCAAUUGUUUUCAACUUUAUAGAAAUUUAAUCCUCUUCAUUGAACCAACAGCUAUAUCUAUUAGAAUUUUGCAAGGGGACAGGCUAUCUUGAACUUGAUUCAUUCCUUUCGUAUACAGGAAGAAAGAUGGAAGAAAUCAAUAGCACUACUAAACCAAUGGAUCACCAAAAGGAGGUGAAUGCGAGUCGAUUCUCUUCCAAUAAUUAUCAAAGCAACAGCCCCCGGGAUCCUUCUCAUGAAUCCAAAGUACACAAUAGUUCGCAUACUUCAAGCAGAUCCUUGCCGAUGGAUAAAUUAAAGCAUCAGCAAGAGUUUGUAAUUAUCCAGAAGCCAAAGGAAAAAUUAUUUCCUCCUUUAUUGAACAAAAGAAGUGCUUCCGCUGAAAACCUUAAUUCCACUUCUCAUGCUUCUUCCAAAAGCAAUCUUUUCCCUAAAGAAAGAUCACAUCCUACCUUUGUUCCACCCGAAAAUAAUGAACCCAAGCAGAAUCACGAACUUAAAGAAAAACCACACACGAUGCCGGCUUCCAAAACUCAGAUAGCAGGAUUACGAAUGCGAAGUUUUUGGGAUUAUGUUCGUCUAGAGCUGACGGCUUCUGAUACUGAAUCUGCGAAUCCAAUCAAACAAACCAUGGUGGAAGAUUUUUUCGCUACUCCACUCUCCAUCGAGAAGACACUCCUUUAUGGAUGGUUUGUUUGCGUCGAUAGCUUCCUUUACGUUUUCACUCUUCUACCCAUCCGUAUUUUCUUGUCCAUUCUAUUUUUGUUCCAUUACAUUUUUCAUAAUACAAUUCGAUUUUUAUCACCUGGAAACAAAAUAUCACCAAUUGCUUUUCCCAAAAGCAGAAAAAUUGACCUCAUAAAAGUCUCUUUAUUAUUAUCUACAAGUAUUUUAAUUCGAAGGCUUGAUGUGAGUCGUCUAUACCAUGUUAUUCGAGCUCAAGCUAGCAUUCGUUUCUAUGUUUUAUACAAUGUUUUGGAAAUUGCCGAUAGACUCUGUGGUGCUUUAGGACAAGACGUUCUGGACUGUUUAUUCGCAGAUUAUAAUCUCUCCUUUCAUUUUUUGGAGCUUUCAGGUUGGCUAAGGUUUUUUUAUUACUAUUUCAUUUCUCUUGCGUACAUGGUAUUACAUACGUUGGUUCUUUUAUAUCAAAUAGUUACAUUAAACGUUACUGUGAACUCUUAUUCUAAUGCAGUUCUUGCUCUUUUAAUGUCAAAUCAGAUGGUAGAGAUCAAAGGUUCUGUAUUUAAAAAAUUCGAAAAAGAAAACUUAUUUCAGUUGACUUGUUCAGACAUCGUCGAGCGUUUCCAAAUCACGGUUAUGGCGACUGUUAUUUUUUUAAGAAAUCUAACAGAAAUGUAUACUACCUCCUCUCUGGAUGCUCCCUUAAUAACUUUUGACCGUCUCAAAACACUAAUGGCCCCAUUUGUCUGGGUUAUCGGUUCUGAAUUAUUUGUGGAUUGGCUAAAGCAUGCUUUUAUCAUAAAGUUUAACUAUUUUAAACCAAGUAUUUAUGGGCGCUUUACAGAUGUCCUGUGUCAUGAUUAUGUUGCUUCUGGUGGACGGCCUGCUCAGACUGUUACCGGAAAAUCUCAGCACGUCGCACGAAGAAUGGGUCUUCCAGUUCUUCCACUUGUCUGUGUGUUUAUAAGAACCUCCAUGCAGACCUGGAAUAUGUUUCGGUCAACACAUUCCAUGAAACAAGAAAUUGCCAAAUCGAUAGGAAUGCUUCUUCCUACCAAAGACAAUUACAUUUAUUACCUACCAAAGGGCCAAACUCAAGUUUACAAUAUUGAAAAAGAGCCCUCAUGGGAAUCGAUCUUCUUAUCCUGGUUACAAGGGAAAGCAGGAAUUGCUGUUCUUUUUUUUAUUUUGCUCAUGCUCAAACUCAUUUUAGGAAUGGCUCUCCUCUCUUUUGCUCAGUCUCGAUACAGGUCUAUGAAGAUACGAGAGGAAGACACGGAAACAUGGGAAAAAGAGCGCAAGACAAACAAUUUUUUCAGAGGACAUAUUGAAAUUGACAAUCGAACCAAAACUUAUCUUAAUAACUCAAAAGAUGAUUUGCCCGUCAGCAAGGGCCAACUACUCACACUAGAGCGAUACUCAAUGUUUUCAAAACGUAUAUGGUAAUCCAAUGACCGUGGUUUCUUUUUCCAUUACUUUUACUUUGCGCACGAUAGAGUGGUAGAAUCGGAAGCAAAAUGAUUCGUAAUCAUUAAUAAGCAUAAUAAAAUUUCAAUUCUUUUUCAUAAACAACGUUGUUUGGUUUAUAAGGUCCUAAUGAAACAAAAACACC
Molecule: messenger RNA, 2778 nt
Organism: Schizosaccharomyces cryophilus OY26
Lineage: Eukaryota; Fungi; Ascomycota; Schizosaccharomycetes; Schizosaccharomycetales; Schizosaccharomycetaceae
Product: ER protein folding protein
Exons: 4
Coding region: 609-2612 (667 amino acids)
Biological process (GO): maintenance of protein localization in endoplasmic reticulum
Cellular component (GO): endoplasmic reticulum membrane
Source: RefSeq, a predicted model, not a curated record